AUGCCCGACCUCAGGAACCCAGGCCUACUCUUGGGCCUCAUCGUCCUUGUCGCCUUGGCCAGCCCUGCCGCCGCCUUUGGUGCUGGAAACAUUGCCUCCAUCUCCAAGGUCGAGGGCCAGAACUGGCGACAUGGCGACAUCGAGGACGCCCUUCUCACCCUCGCCAUGGCCCACGCUUUCAAGGGCAAGAAAUUCACAAAAAUCAUGGUUUCUCGCGUCUAUUUUGGCAACUGGUUGCGCGACUACUCGCAAGCCAUCGACGUCGGCACCGUCAAAUCCGUCUCAGCCGAGGCCAUCCGCCUUCUCCUCUGCAUCCUCGGCUUCUUGACCUUUGGCUACGGCUCCGGCGAGUUCGAGGUCACGGCCGAUCGUCUCGGAUGCUACCGUCCCGAGGACCACAUCGACAACCCCAAGAACUAUGCCGACAACCAGGACGCCCGGCAGUACGACCGUCGCUUGCGAGGCCCCAUCGACGAGAGGACAGAGCUAUCCGUCGACCCCGAAUCGGGCAUGAAGAACUACAUCGCAAACGAGCGUGCCGGUAUCAUGACUUCGGCUCAGCACGUGAGGAGACUGUUCAGCGGCUGUAUCGAGCUCGGUCGUCGAUACAAACAGGGCGGUAACAAGGACGAUCUAUACGAAGCGCUUCGCCUGAUGGGCACUGGCCUUCACUGCUUGGAAGACUUCUUCGCCCACAGCAACUACACGGAGCUCGCCCUGAUCGAAAUGGGCGAGGGCAAUGUAUUCCCUCAUUGCGGACGAAACACGCUCAUCCAACUCCAAGGUGCUCGCCAAGAAGUCUACCCCAUCGUCACGGGCACUUUUGGCGGCGUCGAUUUCCUGCACUCGGUCGUGGGCGAAGUGUCGGAUAAGUUGACACAGAACGAGAUUGACGAGCUUGAAGGGACCCUGCAGGAGAGCAAGAAUGCCGACACCAGCGUGCUCCGCGACCUCCUCGACAAGAUCCCCGAUGGCCUCUUUGGGGGCAAGAAGCAGAGCAACAGAAUCGACGAGAUCCAGUCCGAAGCCAACACGGCUCAACUCCAGGGCAUGUCCGUCUCCCCCAAGGAUCCCGAGGAGUUCACCGUCUACGUUGGCCAAGUCUUCCGGCAGGUGAUGCCCGCCAUCCAGUUCCACGAUGACAUCAUGAAGUCCAUCACCAGCGCCGUCGAGAAGAUUCCGGUCCUGCCCAAGAUCAUUGAGCAGCUGGAGGAGCAGCUCUCCAAGUUCGUCUUCUCGGUCAUUGCUCCCAUGGUGGUCCCCCUGAUCCACCAGAUCCGGAACGAGCUUCGAACGGGCUCCGGCGAGAUUGUCCACAGCAGCGAACAGGAGCAGCACAUUGUCUUUGAAGAUGACGGCUCAAGCGACCCCACGCACUCGAUGCUGUCCAAGGACCACUUUUCCAACAUAUUGAACGAGGUCGCUGGCCGAACGGCUGCCAAGAUGCUGCACUGGGUCGUCCCUCAGAUCAUGGAAGCCAUUGACGAUGACGACACCGACGUGAACCGUCUCUUGGACCGCAUUGUCCACGGCGUCUUGCACCACCCGGUCCAGCGAGAAAUGGGACGGGAUGGCGUUGUGGAGGCCCGCCGACUCAUCUUCGGGUCCGUCGAGGAGUGGUGGAGAGAAAUGGGCGACGACCAGAGAGAAGACUACCGCCGCAAGCUGUCUCGCGAGGGCGUCAGGAGGGGCGAGAACCACAAGGAGGGCGUAAACGACACUGGCCAUGGCCACGGGUGCUCUGGCAAGCUCAAGAUGCGAAAGCUUUACGGCGAGCCCGAGACCCUCGAGACCAAGAUUGCCGGCGCGGCCGCAGACGCCAUUGUCCAGGGCGCUACUGGCGCCUUUUCGGGCAUGGUGGAACAAAACACCGGGUACAAGAUGCCCUCUGCCCAUGGCUCGCAGCAGGAAGAGAAGCGAGAGGAAGAGGGCGGCCUGAGCGGAUUCCUCAGCGCCGCCGGCUCCAUCUUGGGAAGCGCUUUUGGCAAGGACGAAAAAGAGAAGCACAGCAGCCACCGCCGCGAAGACGAUGGCUCCUACACUCAGACCCAGACGGAGUUUGGUCGACAUGAGGGCCGAUACGCCCAAGCCGACCGGUAUGAACAGCAAGAGUCGCAUAGCGGAAGGCAGACGGCCGGCUACGGCUAUGAGGAGAGGACGGAGACGCGCCCCACCUACGGCGGCGGCUACGAAGGCCGGCAGCAAGGGGGCGGCUACGGCGGCAGCUCGAAUCGUCGCAAUGAGAAUAGCUAUGGCGGCCACGGCGACAACUACGGCGGCGGCGGCGGCCACGGCGGGCGUGAGGAGAGCUAUGAGAGCAGCGGAAGCAACAGCCGUCGUGAGGAGAGCUACGGCAGCAGCAACAGCCGUCGGGACAAUAGCUACGGGAGCAGCGGCGGCAACAGCGACAACGGGCGUCGGGGAGGACAUGGCACCAGUGGCCGCCGUCGUGAUGAUAGCGAUGAUGAUGAUGACGAGUACGGACGUAGCGAGCGGCGCCCGGGCCACGGGCAGGGCGGUUACGGCGGCGGGGGCUAUUGA
Molecule: messenger RNA, 2541 nt
Organism: Hirsutella rhossiliensis
Lineage: Eukaryota; Fungi; Ascomycota; Sordariomycetes; Hypocreales; Ophiocordycipitaceae
Product: heterokaryon incompatibility protein het-C domain-containing protein
Exons: 8
Coding region: 1-2541 (846 amino acids)
Source: RefSeq, a predicted model, not a curated record